This is a messenger RNA of Oryza brachyantha (malo sina), 446 nucleotides long. Its product is annotated as E3 ubiquitin-protein ligase ATL15-like. The coding region runs from base 1 to 435 and encodes 144 amino acids. Lineage: Eukaryota; Viridiplantae; Streptophyta; Magnoliopsida; Poales; Poaceae. The transcript has a single exon. The record is from RefSeq and is a predicted model, not a curated record. Gene Ontology annotation, biological process: protein ubiquitination.
AUGGUCGCCGUGUUCUGCGUCGUCGCCGUGUCCGUCGUCGUCUGGAAGGCGUGCGCGUUCGUCGCCAUGGCCGCGGCGCUCCUCGCCGUCGGCUGGCGAGUGUUGGCGGCGCCCGGGAGCUGGAGGAGGCGCGUGGGCGCGGCGGCCACGCCGGCAGGCGGCGCCGAGUGCGGGCUCUCGGCCGCGGCGAUCGACGCGCUGCCGGCGUCGGAGUACGAGCGCCCGCUCGGCAGCGGCGGCGCCCCGGCGUGCUCGGUGUGCCUCGAUGACGUCCGCGGCGGCGAGACGGUGAGGCGGCUGCCGGCGUGCGGGCACCUGUACCACGCGGCAUGCAUCGACGCGUGGCUGCGCUCGCACACGACAUGCCCGCUGUGCCGCUCCGACCUGUCGCCGCGGCGGCGAAGAGCUACGGCGACCGGACGCGGCCACAGCUGACAGUGACACAC